Peromyscus californicus insignis is the source of this 12730-nucleotide messenger RNA. Its product is annotated as zinc finger protein 43-like. The record is from RefSeq and is a predicted model, not a curated record. The coding region runs from base 477 to 2321 and encodes 614 amino acids. The transcript has 8 exons. Gene Ontology annotation, biological process: regulation of transcription by RNA polymerase II. Gene Ontology annotation, molecular function: RNA polymerase II cis-regulatory region sequence-specific DNA binding; DNA-binding transcription factor activity, RNA polymerase II-specific. Lineage: Eukaryota; Metazoa; Chordata; Mammalia; Rodentia; Cricetidae.
GGGCAAAGCCUUCCCCACAGACUGAGGUCAACCUGGUAGACUCAGUCCAGGUAGGUCUAGUCCCCUCCUCCCAGGCCGAGCCAAACAAUCCUGCAUAGGCCCCAGGUUUCAAACAGCCAACUCAUGCAAUGAGCACAAGAUCUGGUCCCACUGCCGAGAACCCGAGAUUUUAAAUGCGGCAGCCUGACUCCCUGUGGCUGUCCAUGUGCAGACAUGGCUUGUUUCUCCCCAUUCUCUUCGGCAAACAGUCAGACACUAACCCAGGAACUUUGCCAACCACCUUCCCAGGCUUCCCGAAACUCGCUCACACGGAAUUGUGGGAAAUGUAGUCUCGCCCACGGCGACGUCACAAACAAGGACUCUGGGAAGGGCGCUUCCGCGUUCCUUCUGCGCCUGUGCGUUCUGCUCUCUGGCCGUCUUCUCCAAAGUUGGGCCAGUGUCGCGGGUCCUCUUGGCGCUCUGGUAGCAUCUCUGACAUGGAGGGACUGCUCUCCUUCAGGGAUGUGGCCAUUGAUUUCUCUGCAGAGGAGUGUGAAUGCCUGGACCUUGCUCAGUGGAAUCUGUACAGGGAUGUGAUGCUGGAGAAUUACAGCAACCUUGUGUUCCUGGGUCUAGCUUUUUCUAAGCCAUAUUUGGUGACAUUUCUCGAGCAAAGAAAAGAGCCGUGGAAUGUGAAGGGACCAGCACCAGCUGCUGUAUACCCAGAAAUAAAACCUUAUAAAUUUAAAGAAUGUGGCAAGACCUUUCCUUGGAAUUCACUUCUUAUUCAACACCAUAAAGCUCACCCUGGAGAAAAACUUUACAAAUGUGGUGAAUGUGGCAAGGCCUUUAAUGUUCGCUCAACACUUUAUAAACACCAUAGAAUUCAUACUGGAGAGAAACCCUACAAAUGCAAAGAAUGUGGCAAAGGUUUUACAUGCUCUUCAAGCCUUAACCAACACCACAGAAUUCAUACUGGAGAGAAACCCUACAAAUGUCAGUGUGGCAAAGCCUUUAAUAAUUCUUCAGCUCUCACUCAGCACCAAAGAAUUCAUACUGGAGAAAGACCAUACAAGUGUGAAGAAUGUGGCAAAGCCUUUAAUAAUUGCUCAGCCCGUACACGACACCAAAGAAUUCACACUGGAGAGAGACCCUACAGAUGUGCAGCUUGUGGCAAGACCUUCAAUUUUCCCACAUCACUUUCUCAACAUCAGAGAAUUCAUACUGGAGAGAAACCCUACAAAUGUGAAGAAUGCGGCAAAGCCUUUAACUGUUCUUCACAUCUUAAACAGCACCGAAUUAUUCAUACUGGAAAGAAACCCUACAAAUGUAAAGAAUGUGACAAAGCUUUUAACUGUUCUUCAAGUCUUAACCAACACCGUAGAAUUCACACUGGUGAGAAACGCUACAUAUGUGAGGAAUGCGGCAAAGCCUUUAAUAAUUGUUCAGCUCUUACUCAACACCAAAGAAUCCAUAGUGGAGAGAAACCCUUCAAGUGUGAAGAAUGUGGCAAAGCCUUUUAUAAUUGCUCGGCCCUCUCUCGACACCACAAGAUUCAUACUGGAGAAAAACCCUUCAAAUGUGCAGAUUGUGGCAAAGCUUUUAUUUUUCGCUCAUCACUUUCUCAGCACCAGAGAAUUCACACUGGAGAGAAACCCUACAAAUGCAAAGAAUGUGGGAAAGCCUUUAACUGUUCUUCACACCUUAACCAACAUGGAAGAAUUCACAGUGGAGAGAAACCUUAUAAAUGUGAAGAGUGUGGCCAGACGUUUAUCUGUUCAUCAUACCUACAUAAGCAUCAGAAGAUUCAUACUAUUGAGAAACUCUAUGAAUGCAAAGAAUGUGGUAAAGCCUUUAGCUGUUCUUCAUACCUUAAAUAUCACCAGAGAUUUCAUACUGGGGGGAAAUCUUACACAUGCAAAGAAUGUGACAAAACCUUUAGGUCCUCUUCAUACCUUAGGAAUCAUCAGAGAUUUCAUACUGGAGAGAAACCCUACACAUGCAAAGACUGUGGCAAAGCCUUUGUUAAUUCUUCAAGCCUUCUUGUACACCAAAGAAUUCAUACUGGAGAGAAACCAUACAAGUGCAAAGAAUGUGGCAAGGCCUUUCGGUGUUCUUCUUAUUUUAAGUAUCAUCAGAGACUUCAUACUGGAGAGAAACCCUAUACAUGCAAAGACUGUGGCAAAGCCUUUGCUAAAUCUUCAUGUCUUAUUCUACACCAAAGAAUUCACACCGGGGAAAAACCCUACAAAUGUGCAGAGUGUGGCCAGGCCUUUAUCUGUUCCUCAUACCUGAGGAAGCAUCAGAGAAUCCAUACUGGGGCAUGGAGUUCCAAAGAGUGAAGACACAAGAAAGAGGAUAUGCUAAGAACACCCAAGAGCCAAGGCCUUGCUGCCACUGGAGGACAGGUACCUGCUGAACUUCCAGAAAGCCAUUAGUCAAAGCUUUACCCGGAAGACAGCCUAUUUGUAGGAUGUGUCCUUAAGAAGAAAAUCUGUGCUGCCCAAGAAAACAAGUUUAGGGCAAUCUAUAAGCAGUCUUGAACACAUUGGCACAGGAGACCUCUUCCUAACUAUAACACCAGUAGCACGGACACUGAGAGCAACAAUUAAUAAAUGGAACUUCCUGAAACUGAGAAGCUUUUGUAGGGCAAAGGACACGGUCAAUGAGACAAAACAACAGUCUACAGAAUGGGAAAAGAUCUUCACCAACCCCACAUCUGACAGAGGACUGAUAUCCAGAAUAUGUAAAGAACUCAAGAAACUGACAUCAAAAUACCUAACAGUCCAAUUAAAAAAUGGGCUACAGAGCUAAACAGAGAAUUCUCAACAGAAGACUCUCAAAUGGCUGAAAGACAUUUAAGGAAUUUCUCAACAUCCUUAGUCAUCAGGGAAAUGCAAAUCAAAACGACUCUGAGAUACCAUCUUACACCUGUCAGAAUGGCUAUGAUCAAAAAUACUGAUGACAGCUUAUGUUGGAGAGGAUACAGAGCAAGGGAAACACUCCUCCACUGUUGGUGGGAGUACAAACUUGUACAGCUACUUUGAAAAUCAGUAUGGCAGUUUCUCAGAAAAUUGGGAAUCAAUCUACCUCAAGACCCAGCUAUACCACUCUUGGGCAUAUACACAAGGAACGCUCAAUCAUAUCACAAGGACACAUGUUCAACAAUGUUCAUAGCAGCAUUAUUUGUAAUAGCCAGAACCUGGAAACAACCUAGAUGCCCCUCAACUGAAGAAUAGAUAAAGAAAAUGUGGCACAUAUACACAAUGGAGUACUACUCCAGACUGAAAAAACAAUGUCAUCAUGAAAUUUGCAGGCAAAUGAAUGGAACUGGAAAAUAUCAUCCUGAGUGAGGCAACCCAGACUCAGAAGGACAAACAUGGUGAUAACAGAUAUUGAUGCCCCUGAAGAGAUCUGCUAAGGCCUCCCGGAAAAAAGAAUCUACACAGAUUAAGGGAGCAGAUGAGGAGGAGGAGGCUAAAACAGGACCAAUGCUAGACACCUGGCUUAUUCUUAGUCUUGCCUGGGUAAGUCUUGGAUUGAUGGUGAUAGGAGAUAUGGAUGAUAGAUAGAUGCAUGCAUUCAUGAAUAUAUAUAUAUGUGUGUGUGUGUGUGUGUGUCUGCAUAAUAGAAUGAAUAUAUUCCAUAUGAACGCAUUUCUGCACGUACAUCAAUGUAUCUCCUCUUUGUCAUUAUGUAUUGGACAUGCCACUCUCUGUUCUGAGGGAAAAAGACCAACGGAAGUCUUCUUCCAAUUAGAGCGAUCACUCGGUGUAGAAAGGGAAAUCCCUAGCACCGUAGAGAGCUAGGAUGCACCACUGAGGAUGAAGACAGCCUUCAAAUCUCUCCACUCCCUGCACCAGCCUUUAGGGAGCUUUGUCCCCUCCCUGGGCUCCUGAUUUACAUUUCCUUAGAGCGUGUGCUUUAAAAUCAAAUUAUAAAUUAUUUCUAUACCACUUUGAAAUGUAAUUUGAUAAAAUGGAUCUCAUCAGUUCUACAGCUGAAGAAUGUCUCUCUCGAACUUGGGAUUCACCUUCUGGAAUAUAAUGAAAAGAUGAAAGCAGGGUCUUGUCUUCCAGUGUCUUCAAAGAGUGGGAACCAAAGUUCAGCCAAGCACCUUGCUUCCGGUGGAGCUACCUUUGCACAGGAAGGUCAGAGAAAGCUGACUUUUCUUUUGAAGAUACCCAAUUAGAAAACACAGAUGGCUCACGUUCUGCUUGACUGCAGCUACUAAAGUUUCUGCUGGCUUUUCUUCCAGCAGAGUUAAAUUCAAACUACACUCUGGUUGUUACUACAGUGGACAUGGAUAAAGUCUUCCGUGGCUGUUUAACUUUUCCAGUGUAAUCUUUGCUUUGACUGCCUAUUAAUAUUGUUAAAAGUGCUUACUUCUAAACACAGGCAAAAUACAGUCGGAGAAUAACAUAAGUAACACAGUGAAUCUACCACAGUCACUCAAUAAAUGCUGACACUUUGCUGAAGAUCCUCGGUGUUCCUCUCCAGUUUCCUUUCCAGGGGUCAUGGCCAUAAUGGACCCGGGGAGCAGCUGCUGGUCACUAGGAAAAGGAAGAGAAAGAUGCAGACACAAACUCCAUGGUGCUGGUUAAAGAGCCAGAGCAAUGUUUAUUUUCCACAUGUCCGAUAUCAGGGCUUACUUUCCUUGGGAGAGAUACCAUGACAGGCUUCCCACUGGAGCAGUUCCUCUUAGCAACUUGCCUCUUGGGUUUGGAGCCUCAGGAUCACCCUGGGGUGAAAACAGCCCCAUCCCUUUUCUGUCUGAGUACAGCUCAGUGCAGAUUCUGGGUUGUCCAUUGAAUGGAAUUUUCCUAUUUCCUAAUUAAUGAGAGACAGAAGUAAAAAACAUUGUUCCUAGAUUGAAGUCAACAUGUUUUUCAUUUUAAAAAUAGUCCCAAACAUAAACAUAUCCACUAAGUUUUGAUCAGAUACUGUGUGCUCUGCCUAGAGGCAAUGUUUACCACAGAGCUUGUUGUUUACCAGAAGUAGAAUCCAUGGGUUGGGAAUGUGUGAAUCUAUAUUUGAGAGACAAAGCUUGGGACCCGAGAGACCCAGGCAGAUCUCUAAGUUGGUCAUCAAUGAAUACCAGGUUUAGUUGAUGAUGAGAACUUUGACCUUUCUGAAAUUGAAUACUGUGGUCUUGGUGAAAUCUUUGAAACUUUCUGUGGAGAAUGGCUCAUCUCUAAGAAAGUCUACAUUCUUAUUCUUUACUGAUACAUUAUGCUUAUCAUUUGUUCCCAUCAAGUCCUCUCAAGUUUAGCUGCAUGGAGACUUACUGGGAGUCCCUGUACAUACAGAAAACCCCCUAACACAAUGGCCAUAUCAAUAUCAGCACCUUUUAUUCCACUUUUUUCAUAUAGUUUUCUAGAUUCUACUGACUGGAAUAUUUGGAGGGGGAAGUGUGAGGAAAUGGGGUGUCCAGCCUGUAGUGCUGUGGAAUGUCAUUCUGUGUGCUGUGAAUAUGUGAUGCUCUGAUUGGUUGAUAAAUAAAAUGCUGAUUGGCCAGUAGCCAGGCAGGAAGUAUGGGCAGGGUAAGCAGACAAGGGGAAUUCUGGGAAGAGGAAGAGCUGAGUCAGGAGUCACUAGCCAGACACAGAGGAAGCAAGAUGUGAAGGCAGAAUUGAGAAAAGGUACCAAGCCACGUGGCUAAACAUAGAUAAGAAUUAUGGAUUAAUUUUAAGUGUAAGAGCUAGUCAGUAACAAGUCCUAGCUAAUGGCUGAGCAGUUAUAAAUAAUAUUAAGCCUCUGUAUGUUUACUUGGGGGACACAAGUGGGAGAGAUUUGUCUGGACCAUGCGGGCUGGGAAGGACACUGGAAACCUUCCAACUACACUGUAGUCUUUGUUUUCCAUCUUUGUUCAGGGGCUCUGGGCUUCUCUUAAGAGAAGGGGAUUACUUAAUUACCCAGGAGCAUUAUCAAUGUUUAAUGAUCUCUUUUGUUGGUCUUUCCUUAUACCCCACCCUGCAUUUCUAAGCCAGUUUCCAUUAAAAAAAAUCAUGUAUUUUGGGAACAGUAUGCAUAUAUCCCACAUUUAUUUGCAACAUAGUGUCAUAAAUUUAGGCUUUACAAAGUCUAGUUGUGUCUUUGUGUUAAUCAGAUUUUCUUCACUCUAACCAAACUCCUGUCAGAAAGAACUUCAGGGAGGAAAUGUUUCAGAGGCUUUGGCUCAUCGUGGUAAGGAGGACAUAGUGGACAGAGCAGCUCAUGUCAUGGCAGCCAGGAAGCAGAGUGGAGCAAUAACAGGAAGCAGAGUGGAGCAAUAACAGGAAACAGAGUGGAGCAAUAACAGGAAGCAGAGUGGAGCAAUAACAGGAAGCAGAGUGGAGCACUAACAGGAAGUAGGGUGGAGUAGUAACAGGAAGCAGGGUAGAGCAGUAACAGGAAGCAGGGUGGAGCAGUAACAGGAAGCAGGGUAGAGCAGUAACAGGAAGCAGAAUGGAGCAGUAACAGGAAGCAGGGUGGAGCAGUAACAGGAAGCAGGGUAGAGCAGUAACAGGAAGCAGAAUGGAGCAGUAACAGGAAGCAGGGUGGAGCAGUAACAGGAAGCAGGGUGGAACAGUAACAGGAAGGUACCAGGGGAAAAUAUGUCCCCAAAGAUACGUAAACAGUGAUCUAAUUCCUGUAUGCACAUGUGAACAUAUCCACAAACAUACAUACAUGGAAUGCAAACCUAUAUCCACAUGUACCCAGACACACACACACACACACACACACACACACACACACGUACACAUGCCCCCCAAACAAAACCAAAACCAAACUCAGUGAACAAACAGUACUGCUUGACCCAGAGCCCUGGUCGUGUGUCUCUGGGAGACAUCCCAUAGACACAUGCACAGCAGUGGCUUAUCAUCUCUGCGCCUCUUAAUGCAAUCAGGGAGGCAGUCGAGAUGAACCAUCACAACGUCACUCACCAAGAGCUGGAGACAUGAAAGACCCCAGCCUAUGAACCCUUGAGGGGCUGGCAACUACUGGCCCAGAUCGUCAGCUCAGUUGCCUUUGGAAGCAGAAGUUCCGGAAAAUUCAUGUUUAUAGUCACCUGAAAACCACAUUCUACAGCAUCUCCAGGAUCCAAAGGAAGGAGAUUCUGUGAAAAUGUGAGAAUUAUCUGUCACCCCUGAGACUUUCAUAGACUGUUUCUCAUCCUCUUGGUCAUCAGUAAUCUUCAAGUGUGGUGCCCAGAAUUAGUAAGUAACUAAUGCUUAAAGGCCUACUAAUCUUAUCUUUAAGCAAUCCUAUCUUAAUUCUUAUUUCAUUAGAAAACUUGCAUUUAAAUGUGUACAGCCAACAUAGUCAUGGCAGGACACUUAAAAUCCAAGAAUUGCCAUAGACAAGCCUAAUUAUAUCUAGUAAUUGCUAGAUGUUAUUUUAAUUAAACUAUUUUCCUAUAUAAACACCAACUUUUUUUUUUUUUAGCUCUUCUUUUUAGGGCUAUAAGACCUUACUCAUUUUAAUUUCAUGUUUUGGUUUUUGAUUAUUAGCCUAGUCCUCGUGUUUCUUGAUUGUCACAGAAUUGAACUCAUAUUUCCUAGCAGUUCCCCAAUUCCUUAAUUCUAAAGUAUGAUACAUUCUGAACUUUAGACAGUGUUGUAAUUUAUAUUAUGCUUUCAUCAACUGUGUUAAUAAUAAGGUGAAUCAUACAUUCCAAAACCCACCAUCUGAAGUACAUCCCACGAACAGUCUCUUGCAGUGGAGAUGACAAAAAGUUGUUGUGUGGUUAUAGACUUUCUUUGAGGGAAUCUGGUAAGAUUGUACCCAUCACUUCAAGAAAUGGAGGCCAUGGCUCUAGAGACUUUCCUCUGCUCGGACACCAUGCCUGUUAGAUUUUGUCACAUUGACACAAAGUAGAAUCAUCACAAAGUGGAAGAGAGAAACUCAACUGAGGUAUUGUCUCCAUGAGAUUGACCUGGGUACAUCACUUGGGUAUUUUCUUGAUUGAUAAUUGAUGUGGGAAACCCCAGCCAUGAUGGAUGGUGCCACCCCUGGGCAGGUGGUCCUGGGUUGUGUAAGAAAGCAGGCUGAGCAAGCCAUGGGAAGCAAGCUAAUAAGCAGCACUCUCCACUGUUCCUGCUUCAGUUCCCAGCUCUGUGUUUCUGCUUUAACUUCCAUCCUGGUCAGUUCUUGUCACCUUGACCCUAGAUAGAGUUAUCUGGGAAAAGGAACCUCAAAUGAGAGAACGCCUCCAUCAGCAUGACCAUUCAACAAGGGGCCAUUUUCCUGACUCACAAUUGGUGUGGGAUGGACCAGUUCACUAUGUUUCGGCCAACUCUGAGUAGGCAGACCUGGGUGGUAUCUGAGAGCAAACUGAACAGGUUUGUGAGGACCCAGAGGUGAUCCUGGAAGAAGAACACUUAGCACCAUGUCCCUGAAAUGCCUUUUGCCAAGAUAAGGAGGUAAGGAGCAAGGUGUUAGGAUGGGGUCUUCCGACAAGGCCUGCAUUGCUAAUGGAGUCUAACCUAAAGACUCUCGCUCUGUGUAGUACUUAGGUGCAAUACAGGGGCCUUUGGAGAGGACAGUACUCCUUAGCCAGCCGGCCACCCCUGGACCUCAGAAGCAUCGUGGAGGUAAGUGGUGGAAGGGAGAGAAGAGAGCGGAGAGAGAUGGGAGAGGGAAGAGUAGAGGAAGAGGGGGAGACUCUGCCUACAGUUUCCUAGUAAGGUACCACGGGGCGGGGCGGGGGGUCAGACCCACACAGCUUUCUAGGGGAGAGACACUGCCUGUCUAGUCAGUCUGUGAUGGGCCGUUUGGUCUUGUGUUAAGUUUGUUAGUUCCUCACAUUAUGGUGCACACAUUGCUUCCUGUGCUUUAUUCCGUCUCUCAGCAACCUGCUCUGCCGCCCUAGUGCAACUGGGGUGUGGGUGAUAGGAGCUGGAAUGUGGGCAACGCAGACUACGCUCCCCUUGCAUUUCAGUUAUCAAAGAUUCAUACCUUUAAAUAAUUUAUAGAUCUGGCAUGAGCCAUCAUUUACUGUGUAUAGUAGGUGCUGAACACAUUCUUAAAUGCAAAGGGACUUAUAAAAAUAAUGAUACAGAGUGCCUUGUAUUUCAGGUUGAAUUGUAUUCACCAAAAAGAGAUGUUGAAAAAUCAAACCCCAGUACCACUAAAUGUCACUUUGUUUUGAAAUAGCCUUUGAAAACGCAUUUAAGUUUCAGUGAGGUCAUUAGAGAGGGCCUGAAGCUGAUGUAAGUAAGUAUCCUUAUAAGAGGAGAAACAUUACUGCACACAAACACACAUCACACAAACACACACACACUAUACACACCCCCAUACCCACACACUCUCUCUCCCCCUCUCUCUUACACACACACACACACACACACACACACACACACACCAUAAACCUCCACCUCUCUCCCUCUCUCUCUCUCACACUCACACACACACAAACACACACACACACACACACACACACACACACACACACACACACACACGCAAACACACACACACACACACACACACACACACACACAGACUGAGAUAAAGAGAGCAUGUGUGAGGAUAACUGGAGAGUGAAGUUGCCAGCUGGCGAGUACCAAGACUGACAGCAACCCUGCAAUGGGAGAAAGGAAGCAAGAAAGGAUUCUCCCUACAGGUUUCUGAGGAACGUGAGCCUGCUGAUACCUUGACUUUGGACUUGAAGCCUCCAGACUAAGGCAAUAAUCUCUUGCUGUCUUAGGUGCUCAGUUUGAGGCACUCUGUUAGGAUAGAUGCAGGAAAAGUGCAGCUUUUUCCUGGGACACCAAGGUUUACUGAGCACCAUGGUGCUCCCUGCUGGACAUUGAGUUAUUUCUAGGGAUGCAUUGCAAAUGCAGUGUGACUCCUUCCCUGGGGAUCAGCGACACUGUGAGGUGUGGAUGAUUUGGCAGAGCUGGCCUUGGUAGGAGGAGUGCGGAAGAGACAGCCUGGUUCCCUGGAGUUUUGUAGCGUACUCUAAAAUAACGUUUGAAUUAUAUGUUUCUUCCCAGGGAUGCAGGGUGUUUAAAAAGAGGUAGAGUUAGAACCCAAAAACCUGACAAGAGGCAGUUAUGCAAACUGCAGUUUUCAGCUUCUGUGCUUAUGAAUGCAGCAUUUUUACAGGCAGGAGAGGCUGAGAGCCAUAAACCAGUUUCGUUUGUGGUACUUUGCAAUCUCUUGUAGCUUCCGCGUUCUCCAGUUGCUGUGUAGUUUGAAAUCUGUGUACUUUGUUGAUAAUCACUCUUGAGUUUUGCAUAAUGGCUUUGUGAUAUAGGUUGUGCAUUUCAAAUAUGUGGUGUGUUUGAUCUCAGGAGCGCAUUAGCAGUACCCAGCAAAUCUGGAGUGUCUGUAUUAAAAGUUAAGCUAAAGGCAAGAGUACCUCCCCCCAAUAAAGGCCUUUGUUUCUUUCUACCUCUUAUCAUGUGUAACUAGAAAGAGUUUUAAAAGUAGCUGAACUGAGUGAGGUGGGAGAGAUUCAUUUUUUAACCUCCCGGUGAGCUGUGACAGGAAGGUCACAAUGAGUAAGUCUUCCUGUCAUGUGUUCCCCAUAUCUAAUCCUAAUACCUGCCAUAGGGGCCUAUAAACCAAUCACCGUUUCCCUGGUGGGUCGUAUCAGUUAAGCCAAAGCUUGUCAGCAUUUCUUUCCUAAUUUUAAGCAAAUGUAUUAAAUUAUGAGUCCUGAAAAAUUAGGAGCGACGUGAACUCAUUUCCUGUCUCUUUCACUGAGUAAAUUAAAAUUUACUAGAGAUAAAACUAACAGCAGGCCAAAAGGUCCUCUUCCCUUUGGAACUGUGAUGACUUCAGUAGAAGGCUUUCACUCAAAACAAUGACAAAAAGCUGGUUUUUGCCAACGAGGCACUGAUUUGUCUCCUUUCUAGCAUAACAAAAGAAAUGAAGUCGAUUUAUGAGGCUCUUCCGCAGGACACAGGUUUGAUUCUCACCCCUCCAGAGCAUGGCCUACCGAGCACCCACCUGAAGGAGAUCCUGGCCUGCUCAUCUCUCCCUUUUGUGUGGAUAAAUCUGGAUGACCCCAAGGACUGUGCUGUUUGCUGAUGCAGUCUGCCUCUCUUUGGAGUUAUGGGGCCAGAGACUCACACAGCCAGCUAAGCAGGACCCUGACUGAGUGAGGUGUCUGUCUUUCCUUCUCAAGAGUUCUUUCCAUUCCAUUCUGAGCUUCACGGUCAUCUUUCAUAAACACCAGCAGUCUUCCUGUGUGUACACCAAUCCUCUGGCUUUCCUCUGGAGAGGUUAAUUUCUGCUUUUCCAAAGAAUGCAAAGCAACAUGUGUACAGUGGAUAGCCUCUUUAACUAUUCUAGUUCCUUUCUUAGCUCUGUGUCUGUCUUCCAGACCUGUGCACAGGGAUGACCUUUAUCUUAGCAUACAUAGCCUUUUCUUAUUGAAAAAGUGUGUCACCACAGUGGGGACCUGGUCAUGGUGGGCACAUGUCAGAUCAAAAAGGGUAUGGCUAGUCACUAAGACACAGCAGAUGGGCAGCAGGGUAGACAUCCAGGAGAAGGCAGUGGGUGGAGACUCCUCGCAGAGAGGAGCCUGCUGCUGGGAUUAACUUCAUUCUGCCGACAGGAAAGGGUUCCAUGCUGACAGGAUGGCACAGGAAGAAAGCAGGUAGUUCUUUAAUUUAGGCACAGGCUUGUGUGUGAUACUGAGUAUGGUUUUCUUUCCGUUAGACUGUCACCUGGGUGUCCUUAUUGGAUCUUGCCAGCUCCCACUCUCACAACGUAAGCCAUCCUUCUGCAGCUCCCCCCUACCCUACCACCUACUCACCUUUAGGAGAUUUAUUACCGCAGUCAAAGAAAGCGCGGGGUGAUCAUCACUUAUCAAUCAGAGGGACUGUGGCUGCAAGCUAAGUAGCCCGACAAAGACAACACAGCUCUGCGCGGAUUAAUGUCUGCUGCAGUGGAAAUAACAAAGACACCAACUGUCAUUGUAUCACUCAUUAAGUAUCAGCACGUGACAGGGCUCGAGGCAUUGUAUGUGACAGGCAGUGUGACAAACAACGAUUAAGGUAUGACUUGGCAAGUUUCAGCAGGAGAUGCUAUUGCAUUACCGUCUGCUGGAAAACGUGCCCAGCCUCCUGCCUGCCAACAAGAAAAUGCAUGGCAUUACGAGAAGGUGACCUCCUCCAUCUCUACCUCUGCUUGUGUCUGCACCGCCGCUUCGGAGACGGAGUGGCUUGGUGGUGAACAAUGUGGAGGGCCCUUACACAAACGCAUGAAUGAAGACUGGGAAAAAGUAGGAAAUGGAACCUGAGUGGGGCGUGUCUGGCUGCUCAGCCGGCAGACACUCAUGAGAGUGAGAGUCACUGUCAGAAACUUUAUCACCACGGCCAAGGACCCUCCUCUCUCACCUGCCUGUUCGCUCUCACUCAGCCCUCUCUUCCCCACCAAUCCUCUCAGAAGAAGCUGAGUCCAGUUGAAGGGUCCAGGAAUAUAGAAAUAUAAAGUUAUAAGCUUAAGAGAUACAAACUGACAGUCAUCAGCUCUAAAGGUUAGCUGCUAACGAUGGCUGUCUGCUUACAGCCAGCUCCUCUGUCAACAGCCAGGGGUUAACUUUUAACCCCCUUGCUCCUUAUAGCCAACAACUGCCUGGACCAAAGUUAACUUUUAAUAGUUGUUUCUACAUGACUUCUAGCAUGCAUCCUGUGCCUGAUACUACAAAAGGGGGCCAGUACCCCCUCCAUUGCCACAGCCUCAGAAUUACAACAGGGGCUGUGGUCUCAGCUAGCUGAUAAGCUUUUGUGCUCCACGGUGGUUUUUUUUUUUU